UGGUGGCAUUCGCCGUCCCCGUUUCGUUGGUUUGCCGAGACGUCUGCGAGGGGAGCGCCUGGCAACGAAGCAGAUUCUUCGUACUUAGCAGUUCAAUCCGCCUCCCCACGGUGGGACACUGGGCCUUCGACUUAUGCACCAAAACGCCAUAUGUUGGGACACCUUCAUGCCGCCCGAUACUCCCGAACAAGCAGUCAGACGGGAAAAGAGUUGGCUUGGCAAAACACCAGUCGUUGGAGAACUUUACUGGAACUUGUACGACGUGGUCAGGAAUAUCCAAGGCUGGUUAGUUAGCGAACUUGAGCCGCAGGAGCAACUCCUAUUCCUCGGCAAGAUCAGCCACCAGGAUGCUCUCCCUGUAUAUCAAGCAGCACUCGACACACCUGCAUCGGAUCAGAAGGAUAACCGCGGUUGCCCCAUUCCACUAACCAAUACCUUCAUGAGCAGUUUCAAGAACGCAUUCGGGAAAGAUGUAAAGCUUUCCUUCGAUGUUUGGGGAGUUACCUUCACGGUUCCGUUUAGCGUCAUUCACAGCCUAUAUCAGGAACAUGCGUUUGGAGGCAUUUGGUCUGAAGAGGACGGCAACGGCUGCACGAUGAUCUCCCUUCAUAAAAAGCCCGCUGAGGAGGAUCCGAACGGCUGGUUCAGGGCAAGAGAUGUCUGGACUUGGCAAUUGGAACGAACGGAACUUGAAGCUCGGCCAGAGUUUGCGGCAAAUUGGAAGCUUCAUAUACCUUACCGCACUCUCGGGCUCGUACUCCUGAAAUCGCGUGGCCUGAGACUCGUUUAUUUGCUCCGCAAGGCGGCCGAGAAGACAGGAGAGAAGGAAGCGCAGCUGAUGGCACGAGCCCCGACGGAUGCCGACAGACUCGUCAAGAUACCAUGCGGUGCCUACGCAGAAGCACUUAUCAAUCACUGCGGCUGUGAAGGAACGGCCGAGGAAGUUCUCAUCUUUUGAUGCCCGAAGGGGUUUGCGGGCUCUCGUUUGACCCGGGCAUGUUUCCAACAAGUCACGAUACCAGCCUUUCAGUGGCGAAGGUAAUGUCAACUUGGGAGUGGGUUAGUAUAUACUUGUAUCUCUUUAUACCUAUAUAGUUCGGCGUAACCAGGAUCCAGCCGUUCAUCAUGAGAUAGUUGAGCCCGUCCCGUUCACUUCAUGUCGGGUGCUCCCACUCGCUCUCGGUACUUCCCCCCCAAAGCAGCGCCAUCCGGUCCCUCUUGGCAUGAGAAGCAUUCUUUUGCACCGCCUUGGCCUUGAGUCUCUUG
This is a messenger RNA of Canariomyces notabilis, 1266 nucleotides long. RefSeq lists its product as uncharacterized. Lineage: Eukaryota; Fungi; Ascomycota; Sordariomycetes; Sordariales; Chaetomiaceae. The transcript has a single exon. The coding region runs from base 134 to 958 and encodes 274 amino acids. The record is from RefSeq and is a predicted model, not a curated record.